Molecule: messenger RNA, 1180 nt
Organism: Ambispora leptoticha
Lineage: Eukaryota; Fungi; Glomeromycota; Glomeromycetes; Archaeosporales; Ambisporaceae
Source: the annotation of a GenBank genome assembly
AUGCUGUCAACAACAGCCUCUCUAACCGUGACUUCGGUUGCGACUCUAGCGUUAGUAAUAAUUUUCAAUACAGUACACGAUCCUCUACUAGCAUCACUUGGUUUCGCGUUAUUAGGAUGCACGAUUACACUGCACCUCAUUCCCGCACUAAAAGAUAGUUUUAAAAAAGCUGGAAGAGUAGGGAUCGAUCUUCUCAAGUUAGAUCGACCGGAGAUACCUGAAAGUAUGGGUGUUGUUUGCGCGACUGUAUAUUUAGUAUGCCUGUUUUUAUUUAUUCCGUUUCCGUUUAUGGAAUGGCUUACUGGUUCGGGAGACAUAUUCUCUCGUAAAGAAGUUUUUCAUAUACCGACAUUUCCACAUGAUAAGCUAGGUGAAUUUCUUUCAGCAAUACUAUCCCUGCAAUCGAUGAUAUUUUUAGGAUUAGCAGACGACGUGUUUGAUAUCAGGUGGAGAUACAAAUUACUAUUACCAACUAUUGCCUCUAUUCCCUUGUUGAUGGUUUACUACGUAAAUUUCGGCGUGACACAUAUUGUUGUGCCGAUUCCGUUACGAUUUCUAUUUGGACAUAUAGUCGAUUUGGCUGGGGUAAAUGGUGUCGAAGCGGGGCAAUCGCUGGUGAUUGGCAUUUCUAUAGCCAUUAACGAUUGGCUAUUUUUGAAUGCGGCCGAUCCGGCAGUCGAAGCACAUUUAUUGUCGUUAUUUCUGAUUUUACCGUUUAUUGCACCGCAAUUAUUCAAAUUGAUGGAUUGUCCAAGGCAUCGGAUGCCAAGAUUGAACGCAAAGACUCAAAAAUUAGAAUACAGUCGUGCCAGAAUAAAAAGUCCUUCAAUACUCGGCCUAUUCAUACUAAAAGUAUUCUCGAGUCUAAGCCUUGCAAAGGUCACUACAAUACAACGUAAAGGAGAAAUUCAACAACAAAAUUCAGAAUUUAGCAAUACGGAUAUUAAAAAUGAUACUUUCACUGAGAUCGAUAGGUUUAGAGACGAAGACGAUGAUGAUGAUACCAAUAUGAAUAUAAUAGAAGUAAACAAUUUCACUAUGCUAAAUCUAAUACUGCUGAAGUUCGGACCGAUGCGCGAACGUACACUUACACUUACUGUGAUGAUAAUACAAAUCUUUGGAAGUGCUCUUGCGUUUUUUGUGAGGUAUCAGUUGGUGCAUUUUUUCUACGAGAAGGAUG